AUGCUGAGAUUGCCAGCUAAGCAGUUCUGGAAAACAGUUGCCCGCUCGCCCUCGCUCGUGGCCUUUCUCGACUCGUACCUCCGCUUCCGCUCGCGAUGGUUCGAUCUCCUUCUAUCCGCCGCUGCUGUUGCUGAAGCCGGUGGAAAAUCAAGAACAUCAGGAGCAGGCGGAGUGGAUGGGGGGGUGGGAGGAGGAGAGGGGAGUGUGGGGACAGGGAGGGGAGUGGUGGUGGGGGAUGAGGAGUUGUGUCGGCUGGUGUUCCUGCUGCUGCUGCGCAUGUCGUCUAAUAUCGAGUCCAGAGCCAAACCAUCAGAGCAGCUUCAAGCCAAGGACCAUGCACACCUCCUCCUCUCCAUGCGCCUAUUCGAUGCACCAAAGCUAAUGGACGUGGCUGCUGUCUUUGGGAAGGCCAACCCAGCCGCAACACGGCAGCUGGUGUGCCGGGUGCUGGUCGCUCAGCCUCUCUUCCGGGCUGACCUCUCAUCGUCUCUGCUGCAGCUGCUGCGAGUGGUAGAAGAGAUGGUGACACGGGCGUGUGGGCGGAUGGAGCACAGCAAGGCAUCAUCACCAGCAGACUCACAACCUUCACCUUCCUCGGAGAUCAUCGAGGCCCUUCACUACCUCUGUGACUUUGCCUUCUCUCUCGAUGCGCUCUUUGAUGCCUACCCUCUUUGCCUCCUUCUCGUCUCCCCAUUGCUCUCCCCACAGCCAGCUUCUGCAUCAGAGAUCAUCGAAGCCCUUCACUACCUCUGCGACUUUGCCUUCUCUCUCGAUGCGCUCGUUGACGCCUACCCGCCCGCACCGCUGCUCCUCCUGCAAGCAACCACAGCAACAGCAACGACAGCACCUACAAGGAAAGCAAAACAAGGCGCCGCAGCAGCAGCAGCACGAGCAGCAGCAGGAGCAGCAGCAAGUUCUCCUGUACGGCUUCUCUCUGUGUUGGCUCGGAUUCACGACUCAUUUCUCCCUCUGCUCCUUCUCCUCGCCUCCUCCAACUCCUCGUUAUCAGCAAAGCGAACGCCGAUGCAAGCAGCAGCAGCAGCAGCAGCAGCAGCGGUGCAGGUUCAGGGCAAGAUUCUUCAUACGAAGCUGGAGGAAGUUGCGUGGAAGUAUCUUUGGGGAGCGUGUCUUGGAGGAAGGGGGUGUGCUCGUGCUGCUGCUGUUGCUGCUGGUGCUGCUGGUGCUAAUACUGCUGCUGCUGGUGGCAAGCUUCCCCUCGACAACACACAGUUUGAUACAAUCUCCGACAUAAUCGGCCCUCCAAUCACCCUGCCACCACCCCUCACUUCCUCCGCCUCCUCUGACCCAUCCACUGCCAGCAACACCACCGCAGCCAACCACCCCCCAACAGCAGAAGACUUCCCCUCCCUCACCCCCUCCCUCUCUUCCUCCGCUGAUGCUGAGUCAGCAGCUCUUGAGCAGUCCAAGAUCUCACUCGUGCGGGAUAUUUUCCCGGAUUUUGGGGAGGGCUUUGUGGGGGCGUGUUUGGAGGUGUAUGGGGGAGAUGCAGAGGCGGUGAUUCAGCAUGUGCUGGAGGGGAGUUUACACCCGGACUUAGCUAAGUUAGACACUCAGCUGAAGGUCAAGCCAGGGAAGGCUGGUGGGGGUAGUAAGGGGGAUGCUGCUGCUGCUGCUGCUGCUGCUGCUGCUGUUAGUGCUGCUGGUAGUGGUGCUGCAAGUGUUAGUGGGGCAGCAGGUAAAGGAAAGGGCAAGGCUUUGGUUGCAGAGGGAGGAGAGGAGGACGAGGAGGACGAGGGGGGGGGUGCAGGGGGGUGGGGAGGGGUUUUGGCGCAACAGAAAGAGGUGGAGAGGCAGCUGCGAGGAGAAGGGUCCAGUGCGGUUGGAGGGGGUGGAAGCUCGUUCGUCCGAAGCAAGAGGGAAGAUGAGUCAGUGGAAGAGGAGGUUUGGAAGCGAGGUUCGGCAGCAGGUACGGGGAGCAGGAGGGAGCAGGAGGCAGUGAAGCGGUUUGUGUUUGAGUCCCAGUUUGAAUACGAUGAUGAGUAUGACGACUCAUUUGAUGAGCUGGAGGGGUAUGACGUGGCGGGGGGUGCGGGGAGCAGUGAGGUGGAAGAGGUGGGGACGAGGUUUGCUGCACGCGCUGCUGCUGCUGCUGCUGCUGCUGCUGCUGGUGUUGGUUCAGGGGUGCUUGGUAAAAAUCAACCACCUCAGCAGCAGCAGCAGCAGCAGCAGCAGCAGCAGCAGGGGGGGCUGGUACAGGGUCAAGGUCAGGCCCAGGGACCACAAUUCUAUGUGAAAGACGGCAAGAAUUACAGCUACAAGGUCAAGGGCUCCGUGGCCGUCGGAUCGGCGGCACAAGCGGCUGAGAUGAAGCGGGUCGAGGCUGGGCUGAUUCACGGGCUAGGGGAAGGCGGUAACCGUGCGGCAUGGGGGGGAGCAGAGGAAGAGGAAGAGGAAGAGGAGGAGGAGGAAGAGGAAGAGGGUGGUUCGGGAGGAGGAGGAGUAGGGGCGAGUGGUGGAGGGUGGGGGGGAGGAAGGGGAGGAUUUGGGGCAGGAGGAGGGGGGAGAGGUUGGAGAGGAGGAAGAGGAGGAGGUGGGGGAGGGCGGGGAGGUGGGGGAAGGGGAAGGGGAGGGGGAAGGAGAGGGGGGAGGGGAGGGGGAAGUGGAAGAGGGUGGGGUGGGCAGGAAGGCGGUGGGAAUCGUGGUGAUGGUGCUGCUGCUGGCGGUGGCGGUGGCAGUGGUGGUGGCGGUGGUGGUGGUGGUGGGAGUCGUGGUGGUGCUGCUGCUGCUGGCGGUGGCGGUGGCAGUGGCAGUGGCAGUGGCAGUGGUGGGGGGAGAGGAAGAGGACAACAGCCUUCUGCAGGUGGAUCCAGGGGAGGUUCAUCUGGUGGGUCUGGGGGAGGUUCUAUUGCCAGGCCCACAGCUGUGUCUACUGGUAGUACUUCUAAAAAUGUGUCAUCUGGUGCUGCUGCUGGUGCCGCUGCUGGUGGUGCUGGUGGUGCUGACGUGGGCAAGAAAGAACGGAAACCGUCUCAAAAAGCAGGUCCAGGUUUUGGUGGGUUUUGUGGGGGUCGUUAA
Messenger RNA from Closterium sp. Naga37s-1, 3036 nucleotides. The record is from the annotation of a GenBank genome assembly. NCBI's taxonomy places the organism in Eukaryota, Viridiplantae, Streptophyta, Zygnematophyceae, Desmidiales, Closteriaceae.